AUGUCUGAAUGAACUCCAAAUGCGAAUUUAAAAGACAUCGAAAAUGCUAUUCAGUACCAAAUAAAGCAAGCAGCAGAGUUUCUUCGGAAGGAUGAUUACAAUCACUCGCUUUAUCUUUUAAAUAGCGCUUUAGAUCAAUCAUCGAAUAUUAAACAAAUGGAAGUUAGAAACAAGCUCUGUUCAAUUGCUAUGAACCACUAUGGAACUUAUUAUAAGAAACUUAAAAACAAUGAAAAAGCGCUUGAGUGCUUUUUUAAAGCUGCAGAAAUUGGAAAAUCCAAAGGCGAAGAGGUAAGCAUACUUGCACAAUCACAUUUAAAUAUAUGUGCAAUUUUGUCGGAAAAGCAAGAGCAUGAAAGAGCACUAACUCCUACCCUUUAAAUUGAAACAAAAUAUAGGUAAAAUUUAAAAUUUUUGGGUGAGAAAACCCCCAAUAUGAACAAAUUUUUGUUUUCAAUUCGCAAAUUAUAGCUGAAAAUACGAAUUUAUAAAAUUAAUUAUAAUCUAAUUUAAUCGAAAAAAUGUGAAUAAAAUAUUAUAAAACAGUUUUUAUAUUGAAUACAUUAAUCUAUAAAUUAAUUCUUCAUAAAAUAAGUUAAAAAUUAUAAAUAUCCUUUUCAAUUUAUAUUUGCUAUAGAGAAAAAUUUAAUUUAAAUUUUUUUUUAAAAUAUUAGCCCUCCUUUCAUUGAAUAGGAUUUUUUGUUCCAAUUUUAAGAGGGGAGAUAAGGCACUCUUUGAAGUCUCUUUAUUUAUUGAGGAAUAAUUUCAAUGAAAAUCCAGGCUUAGCUAGUCAUUUGGGAAUUGCUUAUCAUAAUGUAGGGGUUGAGUAUGAAUUUUUAAAUCAAAUGACCGAUGCGUUAUAGCUCGGCAUGCUAUUAGCGAGCCUAAGAGCUUAACAGAAGCAGAAGCUAAGUUUUUGACUUUUCUGCUCCAUUCUGAUGAGCCAAAUUCGAUUAUGCAAACACAUCCACAAUUGCUACGGUUUGCCAAAUUGAGUUUGGCUUGCUAGAAUAGAGCGGAAAAGCCUGCAAUCUUGGCUUCUACUCCAGCCUGUUCUAAAAGCGCACUAAUAGCGUUCUUGAGUUAUAGACUGCUAUAAGAAAGGAUAUGACUUAUGUAGAGAAAAUAUAGGAGAAAAUCAUGAGAUAACUAAAAAGCUAAAAAAUCAUUAUGCGAUGUGCGAAAGAGAAAUAAAAGGCCCUGAAAUCCCUUCAGUGCCGUUAUUGAAGCAUAAAAUUGAACUUACCAAAGUUGACAAUUCCUUUUGAAAAAGAGGAAAAAGCAGAGAGGCCAGCAGAAAGGCUAUAAAACUUCCUGAUAAUAUAUCAGGAAAUAAGCCUUACAGAAAUAAAUCCCAUCUCAGACUAAAAAUUGAAAAAAGUUCUCACCCAAAUCAUAACAGUUUACAAAGGUUAGGCUACGUCAGUAAGCCUUCAAGUGCAAAUGUGAGAAGAUCAUCUUCAGCAGCAAAAAUUCUCAGAACAAAAUCUCCACCGAUUAAUAAUGUCAAACUAAGAGAGGCUAGCCCAUUUAUGAAUCUAAGCUGAAAAUCCAACCGUAAAAGAGCUCUUAAGCUAAAGGGGUCAAGAAAGUCAAUUCCAACUCCCAUUCCUAUUAGAAGAAAAAGAAUUGAUAUAGAGGAAUUUAGAGCUAGAGAAAACCUUGCUGCUACAAUCAUUCAGGCUUGGUGAAAAGGAUGCAUAGAACGCAUGCGCUUUAAACAGAAAAGAGUUUUGAGUGCUAAAAAAAGAUUUUUAAAAGAUGCAGAAAUUUUGAAAGACAUUAUUAAUCAGAGAUCUGCAAAAAAGAUUAAGCAAAAAAAUAUUAAAAUUAAGCUAAUUCCAAGGAAAAAUGAUGUAAAAACCUUUGAAGAGCAAAUAGUAAAAAUCCAAGCGUUUUUUAGAAUGCUUUUAUGUAGGGUUCGAUAUUGAAAAAUAAAAAAAGCAUGCUUAGCAAUUCAAAAAUCAGCUAAAAUGUGGCAGUGCAGGAAAAUUUAUAAGAAAAUUAGAAACGCCGCAAUAUUUAUACAAAGAGAGUACAGAAAGCGUAUUUCAUGAAGUUUCGAUGUAAAGUCAGUAAACAACAAAAUUCUGGAUGAAUAA
Molecule: messenger RNA, 2102 nt
Organism: Blepharisma stoltei
Lineage: Eukaryota; Ciliophora; Heterotrichea; Heterotrichida; Blepharismidae
Source: the annotation of a GenBank genome assembly